AUGGCGGAGCAAAAGCCUCACGAAAGCCCCAAAGGAGAACCAGAAGUGAAUAGUGCUGCCCAGACCGUGGAUGGAGCUGAGGAAGAUGACAACAACGGUGUCACAGAGAUCGAGAGUUUGUGUAUGAAUUGUCAUGACGACGGAAUAACCAAACUCAAAAUCCUUCGAAUUCCCUUCUUCCGCGAAGUCCUGCUCGAGUCAUUCUUCUGCGAAGGCUGUGGUUUUAAAAAUAGCACCAUCAAGUCUGCUGGCGAAAUCCAAGAGCAGGGUUCCAAGUUCACGUUCAGAGUAGAGUCUGAAGCAGACUUCCAAAGACAAGUGGUCAAGAACGACUCUGCAAUAUUCAGGAUUGAAGAUUUGGACCUUGAGAUGCCAUCUGGUCAUGGUCAGUUGACAAAUAUUGAAGGGAUAAUGAGCAAGAUCCUUGUGGAACUCGAAGCAGAUCAGCCGCAGCGAAAGAAGAAUAAUAUUCCGCUAUACGAAGCACUUGAUGCAGUCAUUUCAAAACUGAAGAAAAUGAUGCAUGGAAGCGCAUUUCCAUUCUCUAUCUCCUUAGAUGACCCGUCCGGCAACUCCUUGGUCGAACCCUCCACUUCCGACAGAGGCACAAAAUACAUCCGCACCGACUAUCCUCGUACACACGCACAGAACGUUCAUCUUGGACUAGCCACUGACGAGGAAGACAAUGGUGCCGCCGAAGCGUCAGACGCGCUAGAUGGCGUUGACAUAGUGGACGGCCAGAUCUACGAAAUCCCAUCGCUCUGUCCCGGCUGUUCAAAAGAUUGUACUAUAAACAUAAAAAAAGUAAACAUUCCCCAUUUCAAAGAAGUCAUCAUCAUGAGCACAGUCUGUGAGCACUGCGGCUACACCACCCGAGAAGUCAAGACUGGGGGCGAGAUACCUGAAAAAGGCCAGAAGAUCACCCUCCGCGUAGAGAACACUGCAGAUCUAUCCCGUGACAUCCUCAAAUCCGAAACUGCUGCUCUGAAGAGCCCCGAGCUCGGCCUCGAAGUCCAGCCCGGCACUCUAGGCGGCAGAUUCACGACUGUCGAAGGUCUCCUCACCCAAGUCCGUGAUCAAUUACACGGCCAGAUCUUCGAUAUCGAGAGCCGCAACGGCGGAAGUGGCGGCAAAGCACAGUUGGGAUGCAUUCUUCACGAAGCUGGAUCAGGCUAUCCAGGCUGA
Molecule: messenger RNA, 1185 nt
Organism: Endocarpon pusillum Z07020
Lineage: Eukaryota; Fungi; Ascomycota; Eurotiomycetes; Verrucariales; Verrucariaceae
Exons: 2
Coding region: 1-1185 (394 amino acids)
Cellular component (GO): nucleus; cytoplasm
Molecular function (GO): zinc ion binding
Source: RefSeq, a predicted model, not a curated record